This is a messenger RNA of Menidia menidia (Atlantic silverside), 2883 nucleotides long. The record is from the annotation of a GenBank genome assembly. NCBI's taxonomy places the organism in Eukaryota, Metazoa, Chordata, Actinopteri, Atheriniformes, Atherinopsidae.
UUGAACAUUUUGGGAAUCAUUAUCAUUAUGUUGAAGUCCAAAACCUUCGUUAAGAAAACCCGAUCGGGUGGGGUGAUGAAGGUCGUGCGUGAGCAUUACCUGAGAGAUGAUAUUUGGUGUGGAAGUGAAGUUUGUGCUGAAUGCAAACAGGACUCCACGGUGCUGCAGAAAGACUCGUUAAUUGAGAGUAAUUUGUGUCCUUAUCCACACUAUCUGGUCCCUGACACGAAUGUGGUGUUGCAUCAGAUUGACGUGCUGGAAGAUCCUGUGAUCCGUAAUGUGGUUAUCCUUCAGACUGUUCUGCAGGAGGCACGCCACCGCAGUGCACCUGUCUACAAACGUCUGAAGGACAUCCUACACGAGAAGGAGAAACACUUCUACACUUUCACCAAUGAACACCACAGAGAGACUUUCAUCGAACGUGAACCAGGGGAGAGCGCAAACGACCGCAACGAUCGUGCAAUCCGCAUGGCAGUCAAAUGGUACAGCCAGCAUCUGGAAAUACAAAAGUCGAACACCGAUGGGCUGAAAAUAGUCCUCCUCACCAAUGAUCAAGGGAACAAGCAGAAAGCAGAGGAGGAUGGCCUGUUGGUGUACAAAUUUGAGGAAUACAUCAAGGGUCUAACAGCAAACCCUGAGCUUGUGGACCGGCUGGCCUUAUCCAACGAUGAUAAGAAUGAGAUCACAACCAGUAAAGUGUUGUACCCAGAGCACCUUCCUCUCUCCAGGAUCCAGGCAGGGAUAAAGAAUAGCUCCUUCCUCCAGGGAACCUUUAGAGCCAGCAGGGACAAUUAUUUGGAGGCAACAGUCUUUGUCCAGGGAGAGGGGGAAGACAGCAAAGAGGUUCUCAUCCAGGGCCUUCAGAACCUCAACAGAGCAGUGCACCAGGAUGUGGUUGCCGUGCAGCUGUUGCCACGGAAUCAGUGGGUAGCGCCCUCAUCAUUCGUGCUGCAGGACGACGGUGCUGCAAAGGACGAUAACGUCGACGAGGAUGAGGAGGAGAAAGCGUUAAGGCUUUCAGCUGCUGAGGCAGCCAAAAAACCCACAGGGAAAGUAGUGGGAAUCAUCAAAAGGAACUGGAGGCCAUUCUGCGGCAUGCUGAACGUGUCCCAAAUUAAAGAGUCAACCCGGCAUCUUUUCACUCCCGCAGAUCGCCGUAUCCCACGCAUUCGCAUCGAAACCCGCCAGUCCGCCACUCUGGCAGGCCAGAGGAUCAUGGUGGCCAUCGAUGGUUGGCCUAAAGACUCCAGAUAUCCAAAUGGUCACUUUGUCCGCAGUUUGGGAGGUGCGGGAGAUAAGGACACAGAGGAGGAGGUUCUACUUCUGGAGCAUGAUGUUCCGCAUCAGUCCUUCUCUCAGGCUGUGCUCAGCUUCCUCCCCAAGACGCCAUGGGCUAUCACACCUGAGGAAAUGAAGAAUAGAGAGGACCUGAGGCAUUUGACAGUUUGCAGCGUGGAUCCUCCAGGAUGCACAGACAUAGAUGAUGCCCUGCACUGUCGGGAGCUGGAAGACGGAAACCUUGAGGUUGGCGUCCACAUAGCAGAUGUCAGUCACUUCAUCAGACCUGGCAACGCGCUGGACAAAGAGGCGGCUAACCGUGGUACCACUGUGUAUUUGUGUGGCAAAAGGAUUGACAUGGUUCCUGAGCUGCUCAGUUCUAAUCUUUGUUCACUACGCUCCAAUGUGGAGAGGCUUGCUUUUUCUUGUAUUUGGGAAAUGAACCACAACGCAGAAAUUCUGAAAACACGGUUUACAAAAAGUGUCAUCAACUCCAAGGCAUCUCUGACUUAUGCUGAGGCCCAGAUGAGGAUCGACGACACGGGCAAGAAUGACGACAUCACCAAAAGCCUGCGUGGUUUGAACAAAUUAGCCAAAAUCCUCAAGAGGCAGAGGAUAGAGAAAGGGGCGCUGACUCUGUCAUCAUUGGAAGUCCGGUUCCACAUCGACAGUGAAACCCACGACCCCAUAGAUCUCCAGACCAAAGAACUCAUGGAGACAAACUCUAUGGUGGAGGAGUUCAUGUUGCUGGCCAAUAUCUCAGUCGCACAGAAGAUUUAUGAUGAAUUUCCAGAGUGCGCUCUCCUGAGGAAACAUCCCGCUCCCCCUCCUUCUAACUAUGACAUCCUGCUCAAGGCUGCAAAGUCCAAGGAUGUGGAGAUCCACACAGAUUCCGCCAAGGCGCUGGCUGACUCCCUCGAUGUAGCCAAGGUGGAUGGAUUCCCAUACUUCAACACACUGUUGCGCAUCUUGGCCACUCGCUGCAUGAUGCAGGCAGUCUAUUUUUGCUCUGGCAUGGACAGCGAUUUCCACCAUUACGGUCUCGCCUCCCCCAUUUAUACACACUUUACAUCACCCAUCAGGAGGUAUGCAGAUAUCAUAGUGCACCGCUUGCUGGCAGUGGCUAUUGGAGCAGACAGCACCUACCCAGAUCUGAUGGACAAACAUAAGCAGUCGGCCCUCACCAACAACCUGAACUACAGACAUAAAAUGUCUCAGUACGCACAGAGGUCUUCUGUGGCCUUUCACACACAGUUGUUCUUCAAGAGCCGAGGGAUACUGAACGAAGAAGGAUUUGUCUUGUUUGUGAGGAAGAACGCCAUCAUUGUUCUCAUCCCAAAGUUUGGUCUGGAGGGAACAGUCUUCUUUGACUCUAAGGGCAAAGUUUCUCCUGACAUUGUUUUUGAGGAGGAGGGUCCCACUCUGAAAGUCAAACAUCACACAUUCCACAUAUUUGAUCGGGUGAAAGUCACCAUCAGCCUUGACGACUCCAAUAUUCAGCACCAAAAGAUCCGUAUGGCUUUAACAGAGCCCCUGAUCCCUGGUGUUAGUGUUCCUGCUCCUGAAACUGAGCCACAGGCAAAGAAACCAAAACUGGACCGCUGA